UACCCACGUGCCGGUGGUUGGCAGUGUGAGGGGGUGGGGAUAACAAUGAGGUCUUUGGAGAGUGAGAGGAUCCACCCCCAGCUUCCCAGUGAGUCCCCUCCUGUGGGCUGGAUCUGCGGGCCGCUGGGAGGCAGGGCCGGGAACCCUGAAUGGGCCCCUUGUCUCGGGGCUGGCUGUGGGCCAGGCUCCUUGGGCACAUGGUGCCCUCGCCAGGCCUGGCAAGCCGCCUUGGCUUCUACCCCACCCCUGGCUGUGCGAGGUCCAGGGCCGAGCCGGCUCCUCCCUUCCAGCCUGGGCUUCUCUCCCGGACAGAUGGACAGCCGUCCCCAUCUCUCGGGGAAAGGCAGCGGCACUGGGAGCCUCUCGGGAGAACCUAACCCCUGGGCAUCAGGGAGGAAGGAGCUCUAGAGCCAAGUCCAGACUGGGCCUGGAUCUUCUUGGGGCCCGGGGUGUCAUGAGACCAGCCCGGCUGCUAACGUACCUCCGGGAAGGAUCUUGAGUGCCUGGUCUUCCUGUGUGCCGGGAUCGCCAUGCUGGGCUUCGGCCCUUGUCUGGUGGUGGUGGUGUGUGUUCACCGUGUGCCCUGGCCCACACACCGGAGGAUAAGCUGGGGUGUCAGCCUUCACCUUUGACCUUGUUUGAGACGGGGUCUCACUUCUUGUUCGUUGCUCUGGAUGCCAGGCCGGCUGCCCUGCCUCUCCGCCUCUCACUCCCUUGCUGGAGCACCAGUGACACACGUGGGUGCUGCUGUGUCUGUAGUUCUGGGGAUCCGGACUCGGAUCACUAGGCUUGUAUAAUCAGCCAUUACCCCAGUCUUUUGUUGUGAUAGGGGGGUCAUCUAACACGUGGAGCCCAAAGUUAUCUUCUUUGAUCAUUACUUCCACAGUUUUUGCUUUUCUUUUUUCGUAACAGGGUUUCUCUGUGUGGCCCUGGCUGUCCUGGCCUCACUCUGCAGACCAGGCUGGCCUGGAACUCACAGAGACCCCCGCUUCCGCCGCCUGAGUGCUGGGAUCACAGGCGUGCACCUCCAUGCCCGGCCCUCAGUGUCUUUCGAGCAGGCCUCUCUCGUUGGCCCAGCACUUAGGCUCAGCCAGCAAGCCCCAGGGACCUCUGUCUCCACUUCCCAUUAGUACAGACGUGCACCACAGGAGGGUGCUGAGGACCACACCAGGUCUUCACUCGUAUGGCAAACCCUUUACAGGAGUCAUUUCCCUUACUGGCUGAGGCUGCCUUCCGACUCCUGAUCCUCCUGCCUCACCUCCCAAGCGCUAGGAUUCUAGGCAGAUCCCACCAUGCCUCGUUCAAGUCCAGUUAACUUUCUUUUUGUUUUAUGUGCAUGGGUGUUUUGCCUGCACAUAUGUUUGCGCCAUGUGGGUUCAUAGUACACGAGAGGCCAGAAGAGGGCGCUGGAGCCUCUGGAACAGCAGUUAGAGACGGCUGUAAACGGCCAUGUGGGUGCUGGCGUUAGAGCCCAGGUCCCCUGGAGGAGCAGUCUCUUAAUGGCUGAGCCAUCUCUCCAGCCCCUUCAAAUGCAGUUUCUAUAAUAUAUUUUUUUUAAUUGUUUGAGACCGGGUCUCUCUGUGUAGCCCUGGCUCUCCUGGACUCGCUUUGUAGACCAGGCUGGUCCCAAACUCACAGUGAUCCACAGUGGUCCGCCUUCCUCCGCCUCCCGAGUGCUGGGAUUAAAGGUGUGACAUCACACCUUUUAAUGAGUUUUAGUUCACUCUCCAGAACACUUACCUUAAGGCAGUGCUUUAACAAUUUUCCUAGCAAAAUCCAGGGAGAAUGCCUGACUGUCUCGGCUCUUGAUCAGUGUUGGUUUUGUUAUCCUGGAUAUUGGGCCAGAAGGGGACAAGGGCAUCAGUGAUUGGCUCUGAAGAGCUUGGAAGGUCCUGGGGAGGGGGUUGGGCCAGACAGCUCUCACAAUGAUCUAGAAUCCUGCUUCACUCCACAUUCUCACCCACUUUGACUCCUCUCCCUGUCCCAGGGAGGGGAGGAAGGGCCUGGCAUGAGUCCCUGGGGGUCACACCCCCUUUGGCUUUCUUAUUUCUGCCUUAGAUACUGUUCUUGAAGCGCCUUCCUACCCGAGGGUCCUCUCAGGUGGUGGCUGCUGCCCUGCAGCCUUUUCCCUUCUGUACCCCGAGGGCCGGCGUUGCACCUGCUUCGGACUUGUGGUGUGUAGGGUGAUGACCAUGGCCACUCGGUUCUUGAAAUGGGUUAGGCGAAUUUGGCGAAAGAUGACUAGUUGGGUCCAGUUCUGGAAACACAGAGCCAAGCCAAGCAUGUAUGAGCCCCAGAAGCAUCCACUGAAGGGAGCAGAGAAGGUCCCCUCGGACCUGGACGUUAAAAAGCUGGACAAGCUCUACAAAGAGCCCAAGGUCUCCGACCUGGACGUGAGCCUAGGGCUCCUCGAACCCUGCAUGUUGGCCACAGUCAAGGAAAGCCCUGCUGUGCACAGUCAGGAGAGCGGGGAGAGCCAUGACAGCCGCUCGUUCAGGCAGCUGUCCCAGACCGUGGCCCACUCAGUUUCCACGCUGAUGGUCUCAGUGUUGCAGUCUGGCUGGCGGCUGUGCAGGUGGAAGUCUUCUGUGACUUCCGCCUCGGUGACCUGCGUGAGGUCCGGGUCGUCCCUGAAGACGCCGGAGGCCGAGAUGCUGCGGGAGGUGUACCUGGUGCUCUGGGUCAUCCGCAAGCAGCUGCGAGAGCUGGCCCGCAGGCAGGAGCGCCGCCACAGGCGCCGCAUGCGCUCGCACGCCUCGCACACUUCCCGCCACUCCGACCCGGUGCAGGGCCUCAAACAGGACGCCCGAAGCCCCCUGUAGGCGGGGAGCCCCACGUCCUUAGGAGCCCCCACCUCGCUUGCAAGGAGGGCGACAGGAAGGGCGCGCGGGCCGCCGGGCCAGAGCUGCUCCACAGGAGACGCUUGACCACACUGUCGCCUCUUACGCGAAGCCCGAGGCGGGGCCUGGGGUCGAACAUACUCCCCUUCUCCGUGUUUAUCCAAUUUGUAAAGAAAAACAAAUUAUCUAAAUGUUGAGAAAUAAACACCAUGUUUCUGA
Messenger RNA from Meriones unguiculatus (Mongolian gerbil), 3059 nucleotides. It is a transcript of the gene Spacdr, whose product is annotated as sperm acrosome developmental regulator. NCBI's taxonomy places the organism in Eukaryota, Metazoa, Chordata, Mammalia, Rodentia, Muridae. The record is from RefSeq and is a predicted model, not a curated record. The coding region runs from base 2187 to 2822 and encodes 211 amino acids. The transcript is spliced from 3 exons.